Molecule: messenger RNA, 567 nt
Organism: Penicillium taxi
Lineage: Eukaryota; Fungi; Ascomycota; Eurotiomycetes; Eurotiales; Aspergillaceae
Exons: 2
Coding region: 1-567 (188 amino acids)
Source: RefSeq, a predicted model, not a curated record
AUGGCUUAUGACGAUGUUACAGUAGAAUUUCGAACACAUGCAGGCCGGGUGCGUUUGCAGCCUUGUGCCGAUGAUGGCUACACAUGGUCAGUAGCAAAAGACAACGAACACCUAUUGAAGACAAGCCUAAGCAACGGAUCAAUUCGUGUUUACGAUGAUAUUCUAAGAGGAUUGGGCCAUUUGAUCGAGGCCGUAACUCCUAGGACCUUGGAGCCCAAUAGGCAGAAGAAAGUCUCCAAUGCAGAAGAAAAGAUCUCGGAUAUGGCAAAUGGUUCUUUCACCGCAACUAUUCAAAGAUUAGAACGAGAGAAUCAAAAGCUUACUGAAAAACUGAAACGCGCUUCUUGCUAUUCAGAAGAGCUCCUGAGCAAAGACCAGGAUUGGAUGAGGAGAACAUGCAAUCUAGAAGAGGAGUUAAAGAAUGGUCAGAGUCUGGUGGUGCAACUGCAAGACGAACUGCAGGAGGCUAGAAAUGGUAUGGCAAAGGCAAUGAAAGUCUUACGGCAGUGUCAAAAGAUACAGAACAAAGGACCACACAUGGCUGGAGAAAGGAAGCGAGGACUUUGA